Molecule: messenger RNA, 300 nt
Organism: Rhizophagus irregularis DAOM 181602=DAOM 197198
Lineage: Eukaryota; Fungi; Glomeromycota; Glomeromycetes; Glomerales; Glomeraceae
Cellular component (GO): gamma-secretase complex
Source: RefSeq, a predicted model, not a curated record
AUGCCUCCGAACCCUUCAAAAAUUCCUCCUUCUGAAAUACUUUCCUUAUGUAAGAAAUUCUUUUUUAUAGGAUUAUUGUUUCUACCUUGGUUAUGGGUCGUUAACAUAAUCUAUAUGUGGCCAUUAACUAAACAUUCAGAUAUUGGUAAAGAGAUAAAAAAAUAUCUAUAUUUCUCAAUGGCAGGUGCUUUAUUUUGGCUUAUUGUACUUUCAACUUGGUACAGCAUUUUUGUAAAUCAAAGAAUUACUUGGGGAGAAUUCGCUGAUAAAAUAAUAGUAUUGCCCAUAAGAGGUGCAUAA